This is a messenger RNA of Hypanus sabinus (Atlantic stingray), 13024 nucleotides long. RefSeq names its product collagen, type VI, alpha 3 (gene col6a3). The coding region runs from base 1 to 12108 and encodes 4035 amino acids. The record is from RefSeq and is a predicted model, not a curated record. The transcript has 21 exons. Lineage: Eukaryota; Metazoa; Chordata; Chondrichthyes; Myliobatiformes; Dasyatidae.
AUGCUUUUGGAUGCAAUAAAAACCCUGCGAUAUAAAAUGGGAGGACCCCUUAACACGGGUGCAGCACUGGACUUUGUCACAAGGAACGUCUUCAUCCCGGCUGCGGGCAGCAGAAGAGAUGCCGGAGCUGCACAAAUCCUGGUGCUCAUCACUGCUGGGAGAUCCAAUGAUGAUGUUGGUCCGGCAGCGGAGGCAGUGAGGCAGGCUGGUAUUGAGCUCAUUGCUAUUGGAGCCAAGAGUGCAAUCAUGUCGGAGCUGCAACAGAUCACUUCUGACCCAGAUUCUGCUUUCAAAUUGAAUGAAUUUCGAGAACUGCCAUCUAUUCAACAACAACUCCUUUCUAAGUUUCAAGCAAUAGCUGUGAUAGAGGAACCAAUUCCUCCUACUGAAGUUACAACUGCAGCUGAAAUCCAGAGAGACAUUGUGUUUCUGAUUGACGAAUCCGAUUAUGUUGGAAAUUCAAAUCUGCAAUUCGUCCGUAAUUUUGUUUCCGCAAUAAUCAAUAGCUUUGAAAUUGGGGGAGAUAGAGUGCGAGUUAGUCUGGUGCUAUACAGCGAUGUUGCAGAAACUGAAUUUUAUCUGAACACCUACUCAAAAAGAGAUGAACUUCUGUCUCUACUGAGAUCUCUCAGCUUUAAAGGUGGUAAGAUUCUUAACACUGGGAAGGCAUUGGACUUUGUCCUCAAAACUCACUUCGUCAGAUCUACAGGCAGCAGAAAAGAAGAAGGUGUUCCCCAGUUCUUGGUGCUCAUCACCGGUGGAAGGUCUGGAGAUGAUAUCAGAAGAGCUGCAGAUACACUGAAGCAGAGUGCUGUAAUAACCUUUGCUGUUGGAGCUGGGUCUGCAGAUACUACUCAACUGCAGCAGAUAGCGUUUAAACCCAACCUGGCCUUCAAAGUGAGGGAUUUCUAUUCUCUGCCAAGCAUACAGACACAGGUGAUAACAUUAUUACAAAGGCUGCAUGUUCAAAUGAUGCCUAUUGGAGAGACAAUAGUGCCUGAUGAAGUACCACUGGUCGCUGCUACCAAAGCCAUGAAGAAAGAUAUCGUUUUCUUAAUUGAUGGCUCUCCUUUUAUGGGAAGAUCUUUCUCUCAAGUCCGUGAAUUCCUUCUGAAGAUAAUUCCAGAGCUUAACAUUGGACCAAACAAAGAUCAUCUGGCUUUGGUGCAGUAUGGUUCUGUCGCAAGGGCUGAAUUUUAUCUCAAUUCUUUUUCAACUAAAGAGGAAGUUUCAAAUGCAAUAAGAAAGGUGAUGCCAAAAAUGGGAAGACCCCUCAAAACAAGUGCAGCACUGGACUUUGUGACAAGGAAUGUCUUCAAUCCAUCUGCAGGCAGCAGAAGAGAUGCCGGAGCUGCACAAAUCCUGGUGCUCAUCACUGCUGGGAGAUCCUGGAGUAAUGUUGGGCCGGCAGCAGAGGCAAUGAGACAAGCUGGUAUUGUGCCAAUCGUUGUUGGAGCCAAGAAUGCUGUAAUAUCAGAGCUGCAACAGAUCACUUCUGACCCAGAUUCUGUGUUCAAGCUAAACACCUUCCAGGAAUUGUCAACUAUUCAGCAACAACUGCUGUCUAAAGUUCAACCAGCGCUUGAGAUCAACGAGCCAACAAUAAUUAUCAGUGAAGUUGUGCCAAAGCUAAUGAGUGAGAGAGAUGUUGUGUUCCUAAUUGAUGGAUCAGACAAUGUUGGUGACGUUAAUUUACCCGAUGUCCGAGAUUUUGUCAUAAGAAUAAUUCAGCAGCUGCCUGUCGGACACGACAAAGUGCGAGUGGGUCUGACACAGUACAGUGAUGACACAGAGGCUGAGUUCUACCUGAACACUUACUCAUCAAAAGCUGAACUUCUGUCUCAUGUCAAAAGCCUCAGACUGAGAGGUGGGAAAAUAGCUAAAACUGGCUCUGCACUUGAAUUUGCCUUUAAACACUAUUUUACUAGUUCUGCCGGGAGUCGAAUCCAGGAGAAUGUUCCCCAGUUCUUGCUGCUCAUCACUGGUGGAAGGUCCAACGAUGACGUGGAGGAGGCUGCGGAUGCACUGAAACGAGCUGCCGUCAUGACCUUUGCGAUUGGUGUUAACAAUGCAGACACAGCCCAACUGGAAAAGAUGGCAAUUGACCCAAGUUUGGUCUUCAGUGUAAAUGACUUCCGCUCUUUGCCAGAUGUCCUGAGUCAAUUGAUGAUGCCACUGACAACACUAAGUGUUCCGACUGUAAUUAUUGAAGAACCAACAGCAAAACCUGAGGAGGAACCUCUCACCACCACAGAAGUGGUCAGGAAGGAGAGAAAUUCCAACAUGAGGGAUAUGGUGUUCCUUGUUGAUGGCAGCCCCGGAAUGGGGAAAUCAUUUUCUCAUGUCCGUGAAUUCCUGAUGAAAGUAACCCAAGAGCUUGACAUUGGACCUGACGCAGAUCAAGUUGCUGUUGUUCAAUACAGUUCUGACGCAAAACUUGAAUUUGACCUCAAUGCUCAUUCAACAAAAGAUGAUCUUUUGAAUGCAAUAAAAAGACUGCGAUUUAAAAGGGGAAAGCCCCUCAACACGGGUGCAGCACUGGACUUUGUCACAAGGAACGUCUUCAUCCCGGCUGCGGGCAGCAGAAGAGAUGCUGGAGCUGCACAAUUUCUGGUGCUCAUCACUGCUGGGAAAUCCAGUGACAACGUCGGGCCGGCAUCAGAGGCAGUGAGACAGGCUGGCAUUGUGGUCAUUGCUAUUGGAGCCAAGCUUGCAGACACAUCAGAACUGCAGCAGAUCACCUCCGACCCAGAUUCUGCUUUCGUCCUGGAAAACUUCCAACAAAUGUCAAUUAUCUCUCAACAGCUGCUGUCUAAAGUUCAACCAGUGCUUGUGACUGAGGAACCAACACUUCCUACCCAGGAAGUUGUACUGAAGGAAAUGAGCAAGAGAGAUGUUGUGUUCCUUAUCGAUGGAUCAGACAAUAUCGGAAACGUUAAUUUACCUCAUGUCCGUGAUUUUGUCUUAAGAAUAAUUCAGCAGCUGGCCAUUGGACAUGACAAAGUGCGAGUGGGUCUGGCACAGUACAGUGAUGACACAGAGGCUGAGUUCUACCUGAACACUUACUCAUCAGAAACUGAACUUCUGUCUCAUGUCAAAAGCCUCAGUCUGAGAGGUGGGGCAACAGCCAACACUGGCUCUGCACUGGACUUUGCUAUUAAAUACUAUUUUACUAGUUCUGCUGGGAGUCGAAUCCAGGAGAAUGUUCCCCAGUUUUUGCUGCUCAUCACUGGUGGAAGGUCCAACGAUAACGUGGAGGAGGCUGCGGAUGCACUGAAACGAGCUGCCAUCAUGACCUUUGCGAUCGGUGUUAACAAUGCAGACGCAGCCCAACUGGAAGAGAUGGCAAUUGACCCAAGUUUGGUCUUCAGUGUAAAUGACUUCCGCUCUUUGCCAGAUAUCCUGAAUCAAUUGAUGAUGCCGCUGACAACACUAAGUGUUCCAACAGUAAUUAUUGAAGAACCAACCAUUACUGAAGAACCAAUAAUACAACCCGAGGAGGAACCUCCUAUCACUGUAGAAGCCAGGAAAAGGGAUAUUGUGUUCCUAAUUGAUGGCUCUCGUGGAAUGGGAAGGUCAUUUCCACAAGUCCGUGAAUUUCUGUUGAAGCUAAUACAGGAGCUUGAUGUUGGACCUGACACAGAUCAAGUUGCUGUGGUACAAUAUAGCUCUACUCCAAGACUAGAAUUUGCCCUCAAUGUUCAUUCAACAAAUCAAGAUGCUUUGAAUGCUGUACGGAAAUUAAAACUGAAAGCAGGGAGACCCCUCAAUACAGGUGCAGCACUGGACUUCAUCAUUAAUGAUGUCUUCAUCCCGGCUGCGGGCAGCAGAAGAGAUGUUGGAGCUGCACAGGUCCUGGUGCUCAUCACUGCUGGGAAAUCCAGUGACAACGUCGGGCCGGCAGUGGAGGCAGUGAGGCAGGCUGGAAUUGUACCCGUUGCUAUUGGAGCUAACUAUGCAAAUGCAUUGGAACUGCAACAGGUCACUUCCGACCCAGACUCUGUUUUGAUCCUGCACGAUUUUAAGGAGUUGCCAUCUGUUCAAGAGCAGCUUUUGUCUAAAAUUGGAGCAGUGUUUGUGAUUGAAGAAUCAAUUCCUCCCACUGAAGUUGUACUACAGGAUGUGGACAGGGGAGACAUUGUGUUCCUUAUUGAUGGCUCUGCUACCACCGGAAAUGUUAGGUUCACUUACAUCCGUAAAUUCAUCACUUGGUUAAUUGAUCAAUUGGAUAUUGGAAGAGACAGAGUGCAAGUAGGUGUGGCACAAUACAGCGAUGGUGUAAAAACAGAAUGCUACCUAAACAGUUUCUCAACAAAAACUGAACUUAUGAAUCACUUGAGAGGACUCAAGGUAAAAGGUGGCAGGAUGGUCAACACUGGGGCAGCGCUGGACUACGUCCUUGCAAAUCACUUUACCAAAUCUGCAGGAAGUAGAAAAGAAGAAGGUGUUCCUCAAAUAUUGUUGCUAAUUACUGGUGCAAGGUCUAUGGAUGAUAUCAAAUCACCAGCAGAUGACUUGAAGCAAGCUGCUGUAAAGAUCCUUGGUGUAGGAAGCAAGGAUGCUGAUAUUGAACAACUGACAGAGAUUGCAAAUGAUCCAAGUUGGGUUUUCAGAGCAAACGAAUUCUAUUCUCUGACAACUAUACAGAAUAAAGUAUUGACUCAAUUAACGACAAUACUGAUGGUGCCUUUGACAAUGACGAUUACUCCAACGGUUGCAAGUACUGAAGUUACACCACAGGACGUGGACAGGCGAGACAUCAUGUUCCUUAUUGAUGGCUCUGCCAAAAAUGGGAAUGUUAACUUUUUUUAUAUCCGUGCGUUAAUCAGAAAAUUAAUUGAUAAUUUGGACAUUGGAAGAGACAGAGUACAAGUAGGUGUGGCACAGUACAGUGACAAUGUAAAAACAGAAUGCUACCUGAACAGUUUCUCAACAAAAACUGAACUAAUGAAUCACGUGAAAGGACUCAAGUUAAAAGGUGGCAGGGUGGUCAACACUGGGGCAGCGCUGGACCAUGCCCGCGUAAAUCAUUUUACCAAAUCUGCAGGAAGUAGGAAAGAAGAAGGUGUUCCUCAAAUAUUGGUGCUAUUCACUGGUGUGAGGUCAAUGGAUGAUGUCAAAUCAGCAGCGGAUGCCCUGAGGAAUGCUGCCAUAAUUACCUUUGGAGUUGGGAUCAGGAAAGCAGAUGCACUACAGCUAAAGGAGAUUGCAAAUGACCCCAGUAUGGUUCUCGAGGUAAAAGAACUUCGCUCCUUGCCAGAUAUACAGAUGAAGGUGUUGAAACUGUUGUCAACACUGCCUACUUCGCAACCAGCUACCGAGAAGCCAAUUACUACCAUUAAGCAAGUUCUGCCAAAUGUGGUGGGCAAGAAAGACAUUGUGUUCCUUAUGGAUGCAUCAGAUAAUGUCAGGAACACAGAUUUUCUUCACCUGCGUGAUUUUCUCACAUGGAUGAUAGAGCACCUUGACAUUGGGAGUGAUGGAGUUCAAAUUGGUCUGGUGCAAUACAGCAAUUAUGCAGAGACUGAGUUCUAUCUGAACACCUACUCUUCAGAAGAUGAAAUUAUGUCUCACAUGGAAGGACUCAGACAGAGAGGUGGGAUGCCACUUAAUACCGGGGCAGCUCUGGACUACGUGCUUAGAAAUCACUUCACCAGAUCCUCAGGAAGCAGGAAAGACAAGGGAGUUCCUCAGAUACUGGUGCUCCUCAUGGCUGGAAGAUCCAGAGAUUAUGUUACACAAUCUGCAGAUGCACUGAAGCGAGCAGCUGUUGCGGUAUUUGCUGUGGGAACCAGGGACGUCGACCCAGCACAGGUGAAAGAAAUCGCAAGUGAGGCCAGGUUGGGCUUCAGUAUAGAGGAUUUCCGGUCUCUGCCCAACUUACAGGAGCAGGUGAUGAUAUCAUUGUCAACACUGCCUGCUACACUAGGACCCACUCACCAGCCAACCGUUCCUGUCAAACCAGGAGAAAGAAUAAUCAAGAAGGACAUUGUAUUUCUUGUUGAUGCAUCAGAUAAUGUCAGGGGCACAGAUUUUGGUUUUAUCCAUGAAUUCCUUCGACAGAUAAUAGAGAACGUUGAUAUUGGAAAUGGUGAUGUUCAGAUUGGUCUGGUGCAAUACAGCAAUUAUGCAGAGACUGAGUUCUAUCUGAAUACCUACUCUUCAGAAGAUGAAAUUAUGUCUCACAUGGAAGGACUCAGACAGAGAGGUGGGAUGCCACUUAAUACCGGGGCAGCUCUGGACUACGUGCUUAGAAAUCACUUCACCAGAUCCUCAGGAAGCAGGAAAGACAAGGGAGUUCUUCAGAUACUGGUGCUUAUCAUGGCUGAAAGAUCCAGAGAUGAUGUUACACAAUCUGCAGAUGCACUGAAGCGAGCAGCUGUAACAGUAUUUGCUGUGGGAACCAGGGACGUCGACCCAGCACAAGUGAAAGAAAUCGCAAGUGAGGCCAGGUUGGGCUUCAGUAUAGAGGAUUUCCGGUCUCUGCCCAACUUACAGGAGCAGGUGAUGAUAUCAUUGUCAACACUGCCUGCUACACUAGGACCCACUCACCAGCCAACCGUUCCUGUCAAACCAGCUGUAUUAGGUAGUGGAAGCAAAAGAGACAUAGUGUUUCUUGUCGAUGGGUCAGAUGAAGUUGGAAACACAAAUUCUCCUAUUCUCCGUGCGUUUCUGACCAGCCUAAUUGAGAAUCUUGAUAUUGGAAAUAAUGAUGUUCAAAUAGGCCUGGUGCAAUACAGCAAUUAUGCAGAGACUGAAUUCUAUCUGAACACCUACUCUUCAGAAGAUGAAAUUAUGCUUCAUGUGGAAAAUCUUUGGUUAAGAGGAGGGAAAAUACUGAACACUGGGGCAGCAUUGGAUUAUGUCCUUCAAAAUCACUUUACCAGAUCUUCAGGAAGCAGGAAGGCUGAUGGUGUGCCUCAGUUGUUGGUGCUGCUCACUGCUGGAAGGUCCAGAGAUAACAUCAAACCAUCUGCAGAUGCAAUGAAGCAAGCUGCCAUAGGUAUCUUUGCUGUAGGGAUUAAGAAUGCAGACCCAGCACAGCUGAAGGAGAUAGCAACUAACCCCAGUUUGGUCUUCAGAGCGCAAGAAUUCCACUCUUUGACACACGUACAGGAACAAAUGAUGAUACCACUGACUACGCUGACUGUCCCUCGAGUAUCUACUGAAAACCCAACUCUUCCAAGUAAACAAGUUUUUCCUGAUGACGAAGUCAAGAGAGACAUUGUGUUCCUUAUCGAUGGAUCUGACAAAAUUGGAAAGACAGAUUUUUCACUAAUCCGUGAUUUUCUUACACAUAUAAUUCAAAAUCUCAAUAUUGGAAGUGACAGAAUCCAAGUAGGGUUGGUGCAGUACAGCACUCACGCAGAAACUGAAUUCUAUCUGAACACCUACUUAUCAAAGGCUGAAAUUUUGUCCCAAGUAAGAGGACUGAGACUAAAAGGUGGGACUAAACUUAAUACAGGUGCUGCAUUGGACUACGUUUUUCGAUACCAUUUUAUCAGCUCUGCCGGAAGUAGGAGGCGAAAUGGCAUUCCUCAGUUUUUGGUUGUGCUUACUGGUGGAAGGUCUAGUGAUGAUGUCAAACCAUCUGCAGAUGCACUGAAGCGAGCUGCUAUAAUAACUUUUGCAAUUGGAGUCAAGAAUGCUGACUUAAUGCAAUUAAGUGACAUUGCAAUUGAUCCCAGCUUAGUCUUCAGUUCAAAUACGAUGUAUUCUUUGCCAAAUAUAGAAGAAGAGGUGACAACACUAUUAACGACACUGCCUGCUCCUCACCCAGUGCCUGAAGAGCCAACUGCUCCCAUUGAACCAGUUGCUCCCCCAGAUGCAAGCAAGAGAGAUAUUGUAUUCCUUAUCGAUGGAUCAAAUAAUAUUGGGAACACAAAUACUAUGUAUGUUCGUGAUUUUCUCACUAGUAUCAUAGAAAAUCUUGACAUUGGAAGAAACAGAAUUCAAAUAGGUUUGGUGCAGUACAGUAACUUUGCAGAGACUGAGUUCUACUUGAAUACAUAUUCUUCAGAAGAUGAACUUCUGUCUCAUGUGAAAGGACUGAAUCUAAAUGGUGGAACUUCUCUCAAUACUGGUGCCGCGGUAGACUAUGUGCUCCAAUACCACUUCACCCAAUCUGCAGGGAGUAGGAAAGAGGAAGGAGUUCCUCAGAUCUUAGUGCUGAUCACUGGUGGGAGGUCUACAGGUUAUGCCAGGCAGCUGGAAGGUGCAUUGAAGAGAGCUGCUGUGUUGACCUUUGCUAUAGCAGCCAAAGACACUGAUCCAUUACAGCUCCAGGAAAUGGCAAUCGACCCAGGUCUGAUCUUCAGGGUGCAGGAACUCAGCUCACUGCCAGAUGUACAGGAACAACUAAUGCUAUCAUUAUCAACGCUGACUGCUCCGAGAGUAGUUCACAAACAGCCAGCAGUAAUUACCGAAGGACCCAUAGGCACAGUUACUGAAGGUCCAUCUGCACCAGACAGCAAGAGAGACAUUAUAUUUCUCAUUGAUGAAUCUGAUUAUGUUGGGAAUUCAAAUCUACAGCCUAUCCGUGACUUCAUCUCCACAAUAAUUGAGAACCUUGAUAUUGGAAGUGACAGAGUGCGAGUUGGUUUGGUGUUAUAUAGCGACACUGAGGAGACAGAGUUUUAUCUAAACACCUAUUUGAGAAAGAAUGAAAUUCUGGAUUUCUUAAGAAUGCUCAGAUUUAAAGGUGGUAGGAGACUUGCAACCGGGAAGGCGUUGGACUUUGUCCUCAGCACUCACUUUGUCAGAUCAGUAGGGAGCAGAAGAGAAGAAGGUGUUCCCCAGUUCUUGGUGCUCAUCACUGGAGGAAGGUCUGGAGAUGAUAUCAGAAAAGCUGCAGAUACACUGAAGCAGAGCGCUGUAGUAACCCUUGCUGUUGGAUCUGGGUUUGCAGAUCCUGUUCAACUGAAGCAGAUAGCCUUUAAUCCCAACCUGGCCUUCCAUGUGAGGGACUUUUAUUCUCUGCCAGACAUACAGCAACAGGUAAUGAUGUCAUUACAAAGACCACAUACUCUAGAAAUAAUUACUGAAGAACCAACAGUACAUGUCGAAGAACCUGACAGUACAGAAGCUUUUGCAGCUACAAAGAGAGAUAUUGUAUUCCUAAUUGAUACCUCUCUUGGAAUGGGGGGAUCAUUUAUUCAGGUCCGUGAGUUUCUGAUGAAACUAAUGCAGGAACUUGAUGUUGGACUAGAAAAGGAUCAAGUAGCUGUGGUACAAUACAAUUCCAAGCCAAUACUUGAAUUUGGCCUUGACAGUCAUUCCACAGCCGCACAACUCAUGAAUGCAAUAAAAAGACUGCGACUGAAAAAGGGAAGGCUCCUCAACACAGGUGCAGCACUGGACUUUGUCACAAGGAACGUCUUCAUCCUGGCUGCGGGCGGCAGAAGAGAUGCUGGAGCUGCACAAUUUCUGGUGCUCAUCACUGCUGGGAAAUCCAGUGACAACGUUGGGCCGGCAUCAGAGGCAGUGAGACAGGCUGGCAUUGUGGUCAUUGCUAUUGGAGCCAAGCUUGCAGACACAUCGGAACUGCAGCAGAUCACCUCCGACCCAGAAUCUGUUUUCAUAUUGAAUCACUUCCAGGAAUUGCCAACUAUUCAACAACAACUGCUGUCUAAAGCUCAGCCAAUGCCUGUGAUAGAGGAAACAAUAAUUACCAGUGAAGUUGAACCAUUAGAAAUGAGCAAAAGAGAUGUUGUGUUCCUUAUCGAUGGAUCAGACAAUAUCGGAAACGUUAAUUUACCUCAUGUCCGUGAUUUUGUCAUAAGAAUAAUUCAGCAGCUGGCCAUUGGACAUGACAAAGUGCGAGUGGGUCUGGCACAGUACAGUGAUGACACAGAGGCUGAAUUCUACCUGAACACUUACUCAUCAAAAACUGAACUUCUGUCUCAAGUCAAAGGACUCAGACUGAGAGGCGGGGCAACAGCCAACACUGGCUCUGCACUGGACUUUGCUAUUAAAUACUAUUUUACUAGUUCUGCUGGGAGUCGAAUCCAGGAGAAUGUUCCCCAGUUCUUGCUGCUCAUCACUGGUGGAAGGUCCAACGAUGACGUGGAGGAGGCUGCGAAUGCACUGAAACGAGCUGCUGUCAUGACCUUUGCGAUCGGUGUUAACAAUGCAGACGCAGCCCAACUGGAAGAGAUGGCAAUUGACCCAAGUUUGGUCUUCAGUGUAAAUGACUUCCGCUCUUUGCCAGAUGUCCUGAAUCAAUUGAUGAUGCCAUUGACAAUGCUGAGUGUCCCGACAGUAAUUGAAGAAUCAACAAUUGUUGAAGAGGAAAUGGUCACAACUUCAGAAGCCAGGAAGAGAGAUAUUGUGUUCCUCAUUGACGGCUCCCGUGGGAUGGGGAAAUCAUUUCAAAAAGUCCGUGAAUUUCUGAAGAAGGUAAUCCAGGAGCUUAAUAUUGGGCCUGACACAGAUCAAGUUGCUGUGGUGCAAUAUAGCUCUGAUGCAAGAAUUGACUUUGGCCUCAAUGUUCAUUCAACAAAAGAUGAAGCUUUGAAUGCUGUACGAAAACUAAAACUGAAAACAGGAAGACCCCUCAACACAGGUGCUGCGUUGGACUUUGUCACGAAUAACGUCUUUAUCCCGGCUGCGGGCAGCAGAAGAGAUGCCGGAGCCGCACAAAUCCUGGUGCUCAUCACUGCUGGGAAAUCCAAGGACAACGUUGUGCCAGCAGUGGAGGCAAUGAGACAGGCUGGUGUUGUGCCCAUUGCUAUUGGAGCCAACAACGCAGACAAGUCAGAGCUGCAACAGAUUGUGCAUGAACCCAACCUUGUUUUGAAACUGAGUGACUUCCAAGAGUUGCCAACUAUCGAAAAUGAGUUGAUAUCCAAGGUUAAAACCAUAAUUAUUGAGGAUGCAACUGCUGUAAAUACGGAAGUUUUGCCUGAUGAAGUGAACAAGAGAGAUAUUGUAUUCCUUAUCGAUGGCUCAGACAAUGUCGGGAGCACAAAUUUAUUUCUUGUGCAUGAAUUUAUUAGCAGUAUAAUCGAGAAUCUUGAUAUUGGAAGUGCCAAAGUAAGGGUAGGUCUGGCACAAUUCAGUCACAAUACCACAACUGAGUUCUACCUUAAUACAUACUCAACGAAAGCAGAAAUUCUGAGUCAUGUCAAAGGACUCAGACUGAAUGGCGGCCCCAUACUUAACACUGGUGCAGCGUUGGACUUUGUUUUAAGGAACCUCUUCACUGAGCGUACAGGAAGCAGAAAAGAGCAAGGAGUUCCCCAAUUUCUUGUGGUGUUCACUGGUGGUAGAUCGUCAGAUGCUAUUAAACCAUAUGCAGACGCACUCAAGCGAGCUACCAUAUCAACCUUUGCAGUUGGAGUCAAGAAUGCCAGUCCUGCUCAGCUGAAUGAAAUUGCAACCUAUCCCAGUUUGGUCUUCAGUAUAAAGGAGUUCCAAAAUUUGCCAGAUGUCCAUGAAUGGGUGAUGACACCAUUGUCAACAAUGAGUUCUCCAACUAUGACUGUCAGUGAGUCAACAAUCAUUAACAAAGAAGCUUUAAUUCAGGAAGAAGAAGAAGUUACUGGUGCUGAAGCUAUGAGGCAAGAUAUUGUCUUCCUAAUUGAUGGCACCAUUGAAAUGGGCAAAGCAUUUCCUCUCAUCCGUCAAUUUCUUGUUAAAGUAAUUAAGGAACUUGACAUUGGACCUGACAAAGACCAAGUUGCCGUGGUACAGUACAGUUCGGAUGCAAAAACUGAAUUUGCAUUCAAUACGUAUUCGAGCAAGGAUGAAGUUUUGGGUGCAACAACGCAGCUUCGACGUAAGACAGGGCGAGUCCUCAACACUGGUGCUGCACUAGAAUAUGUCUCAAGAAAUAUCUUUACCACAUCUGCUGGCAGCAGGCAAGAUGCUCAGCAGAUUCUGGUACUUAUUACUGCCGGGAGGUCCAUGGAUGAUAUUAACCCAGCAGUAGACAGAAUAAAGCAAGCUCAUAUUGUCCCCAUUGCAAUUGGAGCUAAGAAUGUAGAUCCAACAGAGCUAUGGCGGAUUGCAAAUUCCCCUGAUUUUCUCAUCGUAUUAAAAACCUUUCACACCAUAUCAACUUUCAAGCAGCGGUUGAUAUCAAUGAUGAAAUCAGUUUCAGUUUAACCAUUUCAAGAUCAUCUCACUGAGUUGCAGAGAGUCCUGCUUCUGAAUUAUACUACACCAUUCAGGCUGCGUUCCCUACAUUAAGCUGCAGAAACAAUUAAAAAAGAAUUGCUUGAAUGAACCACUUCAUGAUGAGAAGAAAAUGAAAGCCAGCUAUCUUUGGAAGCCACAAUUUUAACAACAGUCUCUUCUUUAUUAUUGUGAUCUCAGACUUAAAUUGCAUCUAAACAUCUGGCUUAUUUUAUAAAAUUACUUGCAAUGUUUAGUCAACAAACUUACUGGGUAAACAGAACAUUGGUACAGUGUAAGGAACUAGGUGAUGCUGAAUUACAAGUUCAUUCUGAAAUAAAAACAAAAUGCUGCAAAGAUUCAGCAGGUCAGGCAGCAUCAACAGAGGAAGAAACAAAAUUAACACUCAGCAGGUCAGAGAGUGACCCUGGGCUGAAAUGUUAACUCUUUACACAAUUGCAGCCUGAACUGCUGAGCAUUUACUGCUUGUAUUCCAGUUUACUGACAUCAGGAGAUGUUUCUAUUUUCAGUGAUAUUAUUUGCCCACAUUAGAACAUUACUGGUUGAAAUUAAAAGCAUUAGAAAUAAAUUGGGACAUGACUGCACACUAAACUAUGGAGGAUUUUCAGUUCUGUUCCCUGUUUUAAUUGGAUCAUGAUAUGCACUAUAUACCAAAGCUGCUUCUCAUCAUGUUCGGUAAUUUCAAAUCCAAUUUCUCUUUGCUGCUACCUGCUUGAUUAAUGAUCAGAAUUGCUUUUUCUUCUGGUGACCUCUUUCUGGCCAUUGUGCUGGUUUCAAUUCCAUUGAAUUGAACAGCGGCACCCUCUCAAACUUAACUGGGUUUAUAUCCUCAAUAUAUUGUCAUAGACUUGUAAAGUAACAAAUAAAUUUUAAUUUUAAAACACAA